Messenger RNA from Corylus avellana, 1103 nucleotides. NCBI's taxonomy places the organism in Eukaryota, Viridiplantae, Streptophyta, Magnoliopsida, Fagales, Betulaceae. The record is from RefSeq and is a predicted model, not a curated record.
UCACCUGUUCUCUUAUGAUCUGCUUUUAUCUGUUUUUCUUUUCUUGUUUUCUAAAUUAUUUUAGAUGAGGCAAAUUCGAGCAGAGAUUGGUGCCGUGGCCAAAGCUGACGGUUCUGCUGUGUUUGAGAUGGGUAACACUAAAGUGAUUGCUGCAGUAUAUGGCCCUAGAGAGGUCCAAAAUAGGAGUCAACAAAUGAAUGACAAGGCCCUGGUGCGAUGCGAGUAUAGCAUGGCUAAUUUUAGUACUGGGGAUCGCAUGAGAAAACCAAAGGGUGACAGGCGAUCCACAGAGAUAUCUUUAGUUAUUCGCCAGACCAUGGAAGCUUGCAUAUUGACACAUUUGAUGCCUCGGUCUCAGAUAGAUAUUUUUGUCCAAGUACUCCAAGCAGAUGGAGGAACUAGGUCUGCAUGUAUCAAUGCUGCAACUUUAGCCCUUGCAGAUGCUGGGAUCCCAUUGCGGGAUCUUGUUACUUCAUGUAGUUCCGGGUACCUUAAUAGCACUCCUCUGCUUGAUUUGAACUACGUGGAAGAUAGUGCUGGAGGUCCUGAUGUCACUGUAGGGUUUCUCCCUAAGUUGGACAAAGUGACCCUUCUUCAGAUGGAUUCUAAGUUACCAAUAGACAUUUUUGAAAACGUCAUGCAACUUGCAAUUGAAGGCUGCAAAGCAGUAGCAAAUUACAUUCGAGAAAUACUGCUAGAGAAUACCAAGCAACUAGAGUAUCGUCGGGGUCUAUAGUUUAUAAACAAGGUAUCUCCUCUCUGACGUUGGUCCUCAGAAACUACAGCUUGGCCUGAUCAUCGUUAGGCUUCCAUUGCUUCAGUGUGGAUUUGGGAAUCCCCAUAUCCAAUUAAAGGCAACCAUAUAUAUAUAUUUUUUCUUUCUUUCUAGGGAAAAGGGGGAUUACAAAGGUGGGUCGUUCCCACAAGCAACCAUAUUCUUGUUUCAACUCUUAGUGGUUCCCUGGUUGUGGUGGGGAGUGUGUGGGAAAGCAUUUCUGCCUAAUUUUUGGACUCAGCUCUUGGAAAUCCUGCUUUUUUUUCUUGUGUUUGGCCAUACAUUGAGCUUCUUUUUAGUAUUUAAACCAUAAACUGAAUUGGUAUCA